AUGCCCCAACCUUGGUUGGUGCGAGCGGUCUUGGGCAAGGACCAGGCAACUAUUGUCAUCAAGAGAUUGGUGGCACAGCGGAAAGACGCAGGCAUAUUGAGGAAGACGAUCAAGAACUGCCUCCAUCAAGAGGAUCUCAGGCCAGUGAAAGAUCCAGGCCGGCAACAUGUGUUGUCCGUGCUAAGUCAGCCUGCGACAUGGCAAGACCCUGCAGCUCCAAGAGAUCAGUAUCGCGGAAACCUUUGA
Durusdinium trenchii is the source of this 246-nucleotide messenger RNA. The record is from the annotation of a GenBank genome assembly. Lineage: Eukaryota; Dinophyceae; Suessiales; Symbiodiniaceae.